This is a messenger RNA of Erigeron canadensis, 1545 nucleotides long. RefSeq names its product reticulocyte-binding protein 2 homolog a. The transcript is spliced from 8 exons. Gene Ontology annotation, cellular component: nuclear microtubule; mitotic spindle. NCBI's taxonomy places the organism in Eukaryota, Viridiplantae, Streptophyta, Magnoliopsida, Asterales, Asteraceae. Gene Ontology annotation, molecular function: microtubule binding; protein kinase activator activity. The record is from RefSeq and is a predicted model, not a curated record. Gene Ontology annotation, biological process: regulation of mitotic spindle organization; activation of protein kinase activity; mitotic spindle assembly. The coding region runs from base 94 to 1389 and encodes 431 amino acids.
UCAUCCGAUAAACACACAGUCACACACACGCGCAUAUAUACACUCUUUUUUGUAUCUAUAACCUAAUCAAUUUCAUCCUCCUAUUAUCCGGCAAUGGAAUCAAACUGCGAAACAGUGACGUUGACACCGUCAAAGUCAAAGCUAUCAAAUCAGUCAAAAUUAACAGAAAACACAAACCCUAACGUUGUAAGCCCUAAUCCAAAGAAAACCGAGAAAUCCGAAACAAAGAAAUCGAUCUGUUCGACUUCGCCAAAGCAGAAGAUUCGAGAAAGGAAGUUUGUUGUUGUUGCGAAAAAGAAGAAAAAUUCAAAAGUAGAAAAUGAUGUUAACAAUAAUAAUAAAAAUAAUAAUAAUAAUGAUAAAACCUUAAUUUCUGCUUAUGAGUCACUUAGGGCUUCACAGGAAGAUUUUUUUAGGGUUAUAAAUUUUAGUAAUAAAAAUGAUGAUCAAGUGGAAGGAUCAAACCCUAAUGUAGCGGUAUCGAAUGCCGACGAUGACGAGAAAGAAGUCGGUGUUGAGGUGAGUGGUGAGAAGAGGAAGAGUAUACCGGAACCGGGGUCUGGGAGAGUGAAGGAUUUGGUUAAGGCGUUUGAGAAUAAGCUUACUUUGCCGAAAACGGAUGAUGAAAAAGAGGAGGAGGAUGAGGUGAAAAGGGAUUCGAGCUGGGAGAUGUCGUCGGUUUCUUUUUGUGCAUCGGAUCUUUUACUAACUGCGGAGAAUUUGGGGUUGGGUUCUCGGGUUUCUUCUUCGUUGGAUGGCAGUAAUGGGAGGAUUACGAGUAUUGGAGGCGGCAGACAAAUUAGAAGAAAUAAUUCUGAAUUAGCUUCAAGUUUAGGUGGUGGUAAAUGGAAAAGGAGGACGGUUAGGUCUACUUCCCUGCAGCCGUUCAAGCUCAGAACAGAGCAAAGGGGAAGAUCAAAGCAAGAAGAGUUCAUGAAGAAAGUCCAGGAGAUGAUGAUCGAGCAGGAAAAGCAGCGGAUUCCUGUUGCUCAAGGCUUACCAUAUACAACAGAUGAACCAGAGUGCCUGGUGAAACCACCUGUGAAAGAAAGUACAAGACCAGUUGAUUUGGUAUUGCAUAGUGAUGUGAGAGCUGUGGAGCGUGCUGAGUUUGAUCAACAGGUGCAAGAAAAGCUUUCUUUUAUUGAACAAUACAAGCUGGAAAGAGAAAGGCAGCAGAAGUUACUAGAAGAGGAAGAACUGAGGAGACUAAGGAAGGAACUUGUACCAAAGGCUCAACCCAUGCCUUACUUUGAUAGACCUUUCAUUCCAAGAAGGUCGGAAAGGCAACCUACCAUACCAAAAGAGCCAAGGUUUCACAACCCACAGCAUAAGAAGUUCCGGUGCUGCAUGUCUUGGAGUGACAUGUCUGCUUGCCAGCAUCACUGACUCUCUCUUCUUAUUCCCUUUCUGUUCACUCUUUUCGUAUUGGAAUUCUGUGUAUAUGUUGCAAUUAAACUGAUUGCAUUUUUGGGCGAACAAUGUUGAUUUGUUUACACAUGAACAUGUUUUGUCUCAUUCUAUAAUAAAAUUCCUAUUUCUUUA